UCUGGAGCGGAGUUGGAGGAAGCGGCGGCCGCGGCCGGGGCGGCGGGGAGCGGGUCGGGAGACGGCGAGCUUGGGUCGGGAACGGCCGGCGGGUCGGAGCCUGGUCAGGGGCGCAUCGGAGCCGUGCGCGCAAGAGGCUGCCGCUGCAGCCUGGGCCCCGCAGAGGAAGGAAGCCGGCCGGCGGGGGAGGUGCAGCUCGCAUGUGGUGUGUGCCAUAGUCAAAUCAGAUGACAGAUGGACAGUGUGACAAGAGUGUCAGAAAGGAUCGGGCCUCGAAGGGAGAGUCAGCCCCGAGUCAAUGUGUUGACGAGUUGCUGAAAAGGAAGCCGGUGGGAAGACUGCGGCCACAGAGGAAGUGAGCCCUGACUUCAGUCACACCCUUGAUGGAGGACAGAUGGACGGCCGGAUGGCCAAUCACCUCUCCUCUUAAACCUUUGGAGAGUUAUCCUUUAUCCCCUGCUGGACGUGUAUUAGGAAUCUUAACACACUCUCUGAAUUCACUUUCCAUAGAAACGUCAGGUUAGACUGCAGUGUGCAGCUGGCCUCAGCUGUCGCAUGGUCGCAGGUCUGCAGCCAUGAGUGCCGAGGGGUACCAGUACAGGGCGCUGUACGACUAUAAAAAGGAGCGGGAAGAAGACAUUGACUUGCACUUGGGGGACGUACUGACUGUGAAUAAAGGGUCCUUAGUAGCUCUUGGAUUCAGUGAUGGACAAGAAGCCAGGCCUGAAGAAAUCGGCUGGUUAAAUGGCUAUAACGAGACCACGGGGGAGAGGGGGGACUUUCCGGGAACUUACGUAGAGUACAUUGGAAGGAAAAAGAUCUCACCGCCCACACCAAAGCCCCGGCCACCUCGACCCCUUCCUGUUGCACCAGGUUCUUCAAAAACUGAAGCAGACAGUGAGCAACAAGCUUCGACUCUUCCAGACCUUGCAGAGCAGUUCGCCCCUCCUGACGUUGCUCCACCGCUUCUUAUCAAGCUAGUGGAAGCCGUUGAAAAGAAAGGUCUGGAAUGUCCAACUCUAUACAGAACACAGAGCUCCAGCAACCCAGCAGAAUUACGACAGCUCCUUGAUUGUGAUGCUGCCUCCGUGGACUUGGAAAUGAUCGAUGUGCACGUCUUAGCAGACGCUUUCAAACGCUAUCUCCUGGACUUACCAAAUCCUGUCAUUCCAGUAGCCAUUUACAAUGAAAUGGUUUCUUUAGCCCCAGAAGUGCAAAGCUCUGAAGAAUACAUCCAGCUGUUGAAGAAGCUCAUUAGGUCGCCCAGCAUACCUCAUCAGUAUUGGCUCACGCUGCAGUAUUUGCUAAAACAUUUCUUCAAGCUCUCUCAAACGUCCAGCAAAAAUCUUUUGAAUGCAAGAGUACUCUCUGAACUCUUCAGCCCCCUGCUUUUCAGAUUCCCAGCAGCCAGUUCUGAGAAUACUGAACACCUCAUAAAAGUUAUAGAAAUUUUAAUCUCCACCGAAUGGAAUGAACGCCAGCCUGCACCAGCACUGCCUCCUAAACCACCAAAACCCACUACUGUAGCCAACAACGGUAUGAAUAACAAUAUGUCCUUACAAGAUGCUGAAUGGUACUGGGGAGAUAUUUCGAGGGAAGAAGUGAAUGAAAAACUUCGAGAUACAGCUGAUGGGACCUUUUUGGUACGAGAUGCAUCUACUAAAAUGCAUGGUGAUUAUACUCUUACACUAAGGAAAGGAGGAAAUAACAAAUUAAUCAAAAUAUUUCACCGAGAUGGGAAAUAUGGCUUCUCUGACCCAUUAACCUUCAACUCUGUGGUUGAACUAAUAAACCACUACCGGAAUGAAUCUCUAGCUCAGUAUAAUCCCAAACUGGAUGUGAAAUUACUUUAUCCAGUAUCCAAAUACCAACAGGAUCAAGUUGUCAAAGAAGAUAAUAUUGAAGCUGUAGGGAAAAAAUUACAUGAAUAUAACACUCAAUUUCAAGAAAAAAGUCGGGAAUAUGAUAGAUUAUAUGAAGAUUAUACCCGUACUUCCCAGGAAAUCCAAAUGAAAAGAACAGCUAUUGAAGCAUUUAAUGAAACCAUAAAAAUAUUUGAAGAACAGUGCCAAACCCAGGAGCGGUACAGCAAAGAAUACAUAGAAAAGUUUAAACGUGAAGGCAAUGAGAAGGAAAUCCAAAGGAUUAUGCAUAAUUAUGAAAAGUUAAAGUCUCGAAUCAGCGAAAUUGUCGACAGCAGAAGGAGACUGGAGGAGGACUUGAAGAAGCAGGCUGCCGAGUAUCGUGAGAUUGACAAACGGAUGAACAGCAUUAAACCGGACCUCAUUCAACUGAGAAAGACAAGAGACCAAUACUUGAUGUGGUUGACUCAGAAAGGUGUUCGGCAGAAGAAGCUGAACGAGUGGCUGGGCAAUGAAAACACUGAAGACCAAUAUUCGCUGGUGGAAGAUGAUGAGGAUUUGCCCCACCAUGAUGAGAAGACGUGGAAUGUUGGAAGCAGCAACCGAAACAAAGCCGAAAACCUGUUGCGAGGGAAACGAGAUGGCACUUUUCUUGUCCGGGAAAGCAGUAAACAGGGCUGCUACGCGUGCUCAGUAGUGGUGGACGGUGAGGUCAAGCACUGCGUCAUCAACAAGACGGCCACGGGCUAUGGCUUCGCCGAGCCCUACAACCUGUACAGCUCCCUGAAGGAACUGGUGCUCCACUACCAACACACGUCCCUCGUGCAGCACAACGACUCCCUCAACGUCACACUAGCCUACCCGGUGUACGCGCAGCAGCGGCGAUGAAGGGCCGCCCUCCCGCCUGCUCCUCACCUUCAGCUCCCCGAGGCCUCCAGCAAGCACAGGGCUCCCCUGCAGCCUGACCUGGGAACUGAGCUGCGGACACCCAGCCGCCUGUCUUCAGAUGUGACUCGAGCUUUCGGUCACACGGCAGUAGGGGAAGACACAUACGCGGCGGGCUCGCACUGGGCGACGACCACCACCAUUCCUCGUCUGGAGUGCUUAAUUAGCCUUCCUUUCUUUCCUCUUUCUUUCUUUUUGGUUUUGUUUUUUGGAUUAAUUUAAAGAAGUCACAACCACACACGACACCAAGAGAAAAAGAAAUGCAAAAAUCUCUGCGUGCAGGGACAAAGAGGCCUUUAACCAUGGUGCUUGUUCGUGCUUUCAGAAGCUUUACCAGCUCAAGAGUUGGGACCUUGGAGACCGGAGCGGGGAUGGGCUGACGAGCCCUGGCCUGGGGUCGCUCGGUCCAGCCUGGGUGGUGCCGUGCACGGUGGCCCCAGACACAUCGCACUGUGGAUUAUUUCAUUUUCUAACGAAAUGAACCGAUAUGUAGCAGAAAGGCACUUCCGCUCACAGGGGACAGACACUUUGGGGAACGUCCGCUCAUGUACGUUCAGAGGAAAUUCUGUUUGUUGUAGCAAAGUGCCAGAAAGUGUUUCGUUAAAACUCUACAAACCAAGAAAACCCACCAACGGAAAAAUGGAGCUUGGAAAAUAGGACUUCAAAAUGACAUUUAGUAUAUAAAAUAUGUACAUAAUAUUGAAUGACUGACUAACUAUCAAAUAGAUGGAUUUGUAUCAAUACCAAAUAGCUUCUGUUUUGUUGUGCUGAAGGCUAAAUUCACAGUGCUAUGCAAUUCUUAAUUUUCAUCGUUGUUACCUGUUUUAAACGUACCUUCAGAAUAAGCUUCCCCUGCCCCAAUUUUUGUUGCUUGAAAAUACUGUCCCUGAUUUUUUUUUUUGUUAAUAUUCAUUUUGUUACUUGUUACCUUUUUUUUUUUUAAAGACGAAAUGUACAGGAUGCCAGUUUAAAAAAAAAAAUGGCUUCAGAUUUAAAACUAUUAAAUAUUUUACAGUUUUUCUUGUACAGAGUACUUGGCUGUUAGCCCAAGGUUAAAAAGUUCAUAACAGAUUUUUUUUUUUGGACUAAAUGUUUUGUU
Eubalaena glacialis (North Atlantic right whale) is the source of this 3906-nucleotide messenger RNA. It is a transcript of the gene PIK3R1, whose product is annotated as phosphoinositide-3-kinase regulatory subunit 1. Gene Ontology annotation, cellular component: phosphatidylinositol 3-kinase complex. NCBI's taxonomy places the organism in Eukaryota, Metazoa, Chordata, Mammalia, Artiodactyla, Balaenidae. Gene Ontology annotation, molecular function: protein binding; 1-phosphatidylinositol-3-kinase regulator activity. The coding region runs from base 576 to 2750 and encodes 724 amino acids. The record is from RefSeq and is a predicted model, not a curated record. The transcript has 16 exons. Gene Ontology annotation, biological process: phosphatidylinositol phosphate biosynthetic process; insulin receptor signaling pathway.